Messenger RNA from Asparagus officinalis (garden asparagus), 1262 nucleotides. Its product is annotated as ATP-dependent Clp protease proteolytic subunit-related protein 4, chloroplastic. Gene Ontology annotation, biological process: protein quality control for misfolded or incompletely synthesized proteins. The record is from RefSeq and is a predicted model, not a curated record. Gene Ontology annotation, molecular function: ATP-dependent peptidase activity; ATPase binding; serine-type endopeptidase activity. Lineage: Eukaryota; Viridiplantae; Streptophyta; Magnoliopsida; Asparagales; Asparagaceae. Gene Ontology annotation, cellular component: endopeptidase Clp complex. The transcript is spliced from 7 exons. The coding region runs from base 90 to 1010 and encodes 306 amino acids.
AGCUCUGGGAACAGUGAAACUCGAACUCAGCCCACCCAAAACGAAAAAGCUCUCCUCUUUAUCCUCCGCCUCCCCUCUUUCUCGAGGCCAUGGAGGUCGCCUUCUCUUCUACCCCGCUCUCUCUCGAGACCCGCGUGUUAUCCUGUACCUCCACUCACUCGCGGGGCGCCAGAACGAUCUCUGCCAGAUCCUCAAACCCAUGCCCCAAAUUCUCUACCAAAGCUUCGCUUUCCACCAGCUUCGUUGCUCCUUUUGUGGGCGGAAGCGCCUCCGGAGAGCUCACCGGUCAGAAGCUCAGCGUUCCUUCGUUGAGGCAUUCGAUCUCUGGUCGACGUGGCAAGAGGGGCGUCGUCACCAUGGUUAUCCCUUUCUUGAGAGGAAAUGCAUGGGAGCAACCUCCUCCAGAUCUAGCUUCUUAUCUGUACAAAAAUAGAAUUGUGUACUUGGGCAUGUCUCUUGUACCAUCUGUGACAGAGCUGAUCCUAGCAGAGUUUCUUUAUCUGCAAUAUGAGGACGCAGAUAAGCCAAUUUACCUAUACAUAAAUUCCACCGGAACAACAAAGGGUGGAGAGAAGUUGGGUUAUGAAACUGAGGCUUUUGCAAUUUACGAUGUCAUGAGAUAUGUUAAGCCACCAAUUUUCACACUUUGUGUUGGCAAUGCUUGGGGAGAAGCUGCCUUGCUUUUGGCUGCUGGUGCUAGAGGAAACCGUGCCGCCCUACCAUCAUCAACAAUUAUGAUGAAGCAGCCUAUUGCUAGGUUCCAGGGUCAAGCAACAGAUGUUGAACUUGCAAGAAAAGAAAUAAGAAAUGUCAAGACAGAGUUGGUUAAUCUCUACUCAAAGCAUAUAGGGAAAACUCCUGAGCAGAUUGAGGAAGAUAUUAGACGGCCAAAGUAUUUUAGCCCAAGUGAAGCUGUUGAAUACGGUCUUAUUGAUAAGGUUUUGUACAAUGAAAGAGGAAGUGAAGAUCGUAGUGUUGUUUCAGACCUUAAGAGAGCUCAACUUAUAUAAAGUGCGAACACCAAGAACCCAAUUUAUAUGGGUAAUGGAGAAAUGCAGCGAGACGUGGUAUUUUCAAUACAGUGAUUCAAAGUGUAAUUUAUGCGGGCCUCUUUAUGACAAAAACUCAGUAGCAUAACGAAUUCAAUUGGUUUGCACAAAACUGCAUGUACCUCAAAGCUGCAUGUACCUCAAAAGCUACUUCUGUCACUUUAUUAGUUUGUAAACAGCUCAAUAUAUUUCAGUUUUUGCCCUUUUAGAUUA